Molecule: messenger RNA, 745 nt
Organism: Daucus carota subsp. sativus
Lineage: Eukaryota; Viridiplantae; Streptophyta; Magnoliopsida; Apiales; Apiaceae
Product: photosystem II 10 kDa polypeptide, chloroplastic
Exons: 5
Coding region: 202-615 (137 amino acids)
Biological process (GO): photosynthesis
Cellular component (GO): photosystem II oxygen evolving complex; photosystem II; thylakoid membrane
Source: RefSeq, a predicted model, not a curated record
AUUUUAGCAACAUUUUUAUAGAUAAUGUAGGAGUACCCUAUCCAAACCAAGCGACAGUAGGAUGCCACGUGGCAACAGAACAGACAAUGAAGAAAUGGUUGGUUUCUAUUGAUCCUGAGCGCAGACAGGGGACUUAAAAAUUUUGAGCUACUAGAGUUGUUUCAAACUAUUUGUGAGAAACAAGUAAAGUGAAAGUAGAAAAUGGCAAGUAUAGUGAUGAACUCAUUGAGUUUGAAGCCUUCUGGACUGAAAGUAGCAGCCCCUGCCAGAGGCCUUCCUUCACUUGCUAGGCCCACUUCCUUCAAGGUUCAAGCCAGUGGUGUCAAGAAGAUCAAAACUGAUACCCCUUAUGGAACUGGUGGCGGCAUGAACUUGAGGGAUGGUAAAGAUGCAUCCGGAAGGAAGCCAACGGGCAAGGGUGUGUACCAGUAUGUGGACAAAUAUGGUGCUAAUGUUGAUGGAUACAGUCCCAUCUAUGACCGUAAUGAAUGGUCUGAAAGCGGUGAUCGAUAUGCAGGAGGCACAACUGGUUUGUUGAUAUGGGCCGUGACUCUUGCUGGUAUUCUUGGAGGAGGAGCACUACUUGUUUACAGCACAAGUGCUUUGGCAAGUUAAGCUAGUAACAUAUAACUCCAUCCUCUGUACGCGUAAAUGUUACCUAUUUCCACAUAUCAACAUUAAGGACACAAUAUUCUUCUGUACUGCAUCUUAUUUGUCUUCUAAUAUAUGUGCAUUUCCUAUAUUC